AUGCUCCAAUUGAGGUGGCUCGUCCUCUUCCUCUCCGUCUUCUCCUUCGUAUCACUACGUGCUCCUGUGGCCAUUGCAGCUGCCUCCAUCGCGAGAACCAUCGUCGUCAACCUCAAGGGCGGUGGCGAUUUCAAGAGCAUUCAGCAGGCGAUCGACUCCGUUCCUGACAACAACAACAAGUGGACGAAGAUUCACGUCGCUGCUGGCGUCUACAGGGAGAAGGUGAACAUGAAGAGCACCAAGAGUUACAUCGUACUGGAAGGAGAUGGAGCUCAGACGACGUCCAUCGAGUGGGGAGACUACAACGGCGACUCCAGUGGCCAUGACACUAACACCAGUGCAACCUUCACGUCAUAUGCCUCCAACUUUGUUGCUAAGAGGAUAACCUUCAAGAAUACGUACAAUGGAUUCGCCAAACUGACCCCCGCGGUGGCCGCUUGGAUUUUUGGAGACAAGUCUGCCUUCUACUAUUGCAGCUUCAUUGGGUUUCAAGACACUCUCGCUGAUACGCUUGGAAGACACUACUUCAAGGGUUGCUACAUCGAAGGUGUGACCGACUUCAUCUUCGGAUAUAGCCAAUCUAUUUACGAGAUAUCAACAGUUAAAAGCCUUGAGAAGCCAGGAUAUGUGACGGCUCAAGGGCGAAACAGUGCCAGUGACAAUAGUGGCUUCGUGUUCAAGUGGUGCACCAUCUCAGGGCCUCAAGCAACUUACUUGGGGAGGGCAUGGAAACACUACUCGAGGGUGAUAUUUUACCAGACCUUCAUGUCAGCCAUCAUUGUUCCAGAAGGAUGGUAUAUUUGGUUUUCUAAAGGUUACGAGUAA
This is a messenger RNA of Musa acuminata AAA Group (dessert banana), 825 nucleotides long. RefSeq names its product putative pectinesterase 10. The coding region runs from base 1 to 825 and encodes 274 amino acids. Gene Ontology annotation, biological process: cell wall modification; pectin catabolic process. The record is from RefSeq and is a predicted model, not a curated record. Lineage: Eukaryota; Viridiplantae; Streptophyta; Magnoliopsida; Zingiberales; Musaceae. Gene Ontology annotation, molecular function: pectinesterase activity. The transcript is spliced from 4 exons.